AACAUGCAGUUGCCGAACAAGAAUCGGUUAUAAGACUGGAGAGAAAAAGGAAGGAAAUAAGAUCAUCUGAUUGCCAGCUAAACUUCAAAUAUGAACACAAUGUUUGACACCACAUUUCCAUAACCAUGCUAAGUUUAAACAAAGACUAUAGAAUACUCUUAAAGAGACUUUGCUUUAAACAGUUAAUGUAGAAUCUGUUGCGAUAAAUGAUUGGAAAUGAAUGUGUGCCUGUCUUACUACAUUGUUGUUGUUUUUAUUUCACUCUAGACAAACAAGCGAAUUAUUUUGAAAGUUAAAGCAUGGACUUCAGACUCGUACUACUGAUCCUACUUCUACACAUUUCAGGCUCUCUAACAUUGAACCGCCUCUCUGUGACCUGUACGAAUAUUUGUGCUCUGAGGGAAACCAGUGUGCAGUUGAAGUGCUCUUAUGACUACAACAGCAACAUCACAACUGUGUUCUGGUUCAGCGAGAAACAAAGUACAAACUGGAGAAAAAACAAUGAACCUGAAGAUUUGACUUUAGACUCAGAUUACUCAGGACGAGUGAAACGUCAGAUCUCAAGCAGCUCUUCAACACUCACAAUAUCAGACGUGAGAGAGAGAGACUCUGGAGAAUAUCAGCUCAUGUUCAUCAUGAAGGAUGGAGUUAAACUUCUCAGCUCAGCAGCCGUCAGUCUAACAGUCACAGACCUGCAGGUGCGGAAGAAUUCUACAUCUACAGGCGCCAGAGAUCAGAGAGUAAUACUGACCUGUGAUACUUCCUGUGAUUUGACAUCCAGACCUCAGAAUUACUACUGGAAAAGAAAUGGACAAUAUUUAAAAAAUAUUAAUUCCAGGAGCGUUGAAGUUCAUCCUGAAGCUUCUGGCAGUUACUCCUGUUUUCUUACUGCAGAUCUUAAGAAUUCCUCCUCUCCUGUGUGUGUUUCUCAGAGGGGCUGCUGGGAUGUGACUUACACCUCUAGAAGAGUCUGUGCUUCGGUGGGCUCAACAGUAGACAUUUCCAGCACAUACUCACAUCCCUCUGGUUAUACUGUAAAUAAAACAUUCUGGUAUUACGUUCAGCCUGGAGACUUCAAGGAUCUGCGUGAGGAGCAUCAGUUUGCUGGUCGUGUGGAGUAUGUGGGGAACAAACUGAGAAUCAAAGAUCUCAAGAUCAGUGACUCUGGAGAAUAUCGACUCAGGAUCAUCACUGACUUAAACGGCACAUACUCUGGAUCACCAGGAGUCAUUCUUACUGUUACAGAUACACAGAUGAAAAGAAGCCCAGUCUUUGUAUCAGAGGGACAGGAAGUGAUUUUAAUCUGUUCAACUAAAUGCACUCUGAACAACAAACAUACUUACAUCUGGUACAAGAACGGACGACAGGUAACAGAUGGAUUCACUAAAACCAACAAGCUGUACCUGGACUCAGUCAGCAAUGAAGAGCUUCAACAGUAUUCCUGUGCUGUAGGAGUGAACAGCACAGCGGUCAGCCAUUAUACAAUCACUCUGCUGGUGUUUUUGCCUCAGUUUCUCAUAAUAGCGGCUCUGUGGAUGUGGUUUUUCAUCAAAAUGCAUCUCAUUUCAAAACAAAACUGAAAACAAACGUUAAGACUCAUAACUGCAAUAUCCAUUGUGUGCACCCAACAAAUCAGCUAUGAAAUCACAAAUUCACUCUCUGGAUCCAGCCACGUCUCUUCGGGCGCUAAUAAUUCAAAGGCACACAAUUACUGUGUUUUAAGACUUCGUGUUGUCUCGACAUGGCGUUCCCAACACUGCAGGGAUUCUCAUAACGCCUGCAUCUGACUUAUGCAUUCACCUAAGGGAGGCUGAGAUUCUAAUACAAAAGGUACUUUGAAUCCAAAAUGGUAUCAGAGCUACCGUGAUGUGACAUCAAUGACAUUCAGUCUUCAUAAACAAACAAAACUAAACUAUAGUCCAGGGUUUAGCUAUAUAUAUAUAUAUAAUAUAUAAUAUAUAAUAUAUAUAUAUAUAUAUAUAUAUAUAUAUAUAUAUAUAUAU
Messenger RNA from Onychostoma macrolepis, 2003 nucleotides. Its product is annotated as sialoadhesin-like. The record is from RefSeq and is a predicted model, not a curated record. NCBI's taxonomy places the organism in Eukaryota, Metazoa, Chordata, Actinopteri, Cypriniformes, Cyprinidae. The transcript is spliced from 8 exons. The coding region runs from base 300 to 1580 and encodes 426 amino acids.